Molecule: messenger RNA, 1930 nt
Organism: Gossypium raimondii (Peruvian cotton)
Lineage: Eukaryota; Viridiplantae; Streptophyta; Magnoliopsida; Malvales; Malvaceae
Product: probable aspartyl protease At4g16563
Exons: 1
Coding region: 213-1631 (472 amino acids)
Biological process (GO): proteolysis
Cellular component (GO): extracellular region
Molecular function (GO): aspartic-type endopeptidase activity
Source: RefSeq, a predicted model, not a curated record
UGCACCCAUGAUAUUCAAUGCACUGUUCUUCCACGGUUCCUAUUUCAUCAAACUCUCGCACAUAGUUGAGCAAAAAUUUAACACCCAAACCUAACGCCAUCAAGCUUUCUUAUAUUAUUAAAAGCCAUCUCAUCUCAUCUCUCCCUCCAAUAAAAGAAUCUUCAACAAUAAUCUCUCUUUUUUGCUGCCAAAAAAGAAAAAACAAGUAAACCAUGUCUUCUCGUGUCCUCUGCUUCGUAUCUCUUUUGCUCUGUAUUUUCCCCGCCAUCGCCUUCGCUUUGCAUUUACCACUAACGCUCACACAUUUCGAUGCCAAUGACCCAUCUCGAGAUCCGUACCAGAUCCUCAGCUACCUUGCCUCUUCCUCUUUAGCCAGAGCCCAUCACCUCAAAAACCCCCAAAUCACCGCCACUGCCACCAGCGACGCCACCACCACCACCCCACUCUUUUCCCACAGCUAUGGAGGCUACUCCAUUUCUCUCAGCUUUGGCACUCCACCUCAAAUCCUCCCUUUCGUCAUGGACACCGGCAGUGACUUCGUUUGGUUCCCUUGUACCCAUCGCUAUGUCUGCAAAAACUGCUCCUUUUCUCCUUCCUCCGACCAAAACGUUACUAUCCCCUCCUUCAUCCCUAAACUAUCUUCAUCUUCUAGACUCGUCGGCUGCCGAAACCCCAAGUGUUCAUGGGUCCACCACACCAACAAAACCCAAUGCGAUGAAUGCCGAAACAGCUUCACCCCCCAAAACUGCACUCAAGCAUGUCCCCCUUACUUCCUCCUCUAUGGCCCGGGAACCACUGCCGGGGUUGCAUUAUCGGAAACCCUGAAUCUCGGUGAUAGAACUGUGUCCAAUUUCUUAGUCGGAUGCUCCAUUUUCUCUUCCCGACAACCCGCCGGCAUUGCCGGCUUCGGCCGUGGCCUUCCUUCUUUGCCCACUCAACUUAAGCUACACAAAUUCUCUUACUGUCUCAUCUCUCGCCGCUUCGAUGACUCUCCUAGUAGCAGCACUUUGAUACUUGAUAGCACCUCCGAUAUGGAUCGGAAAACCAAUGGUUUAAUCUACACACCGUUUAUUAAAAACCCCAUUGUCCGGGGCAAAGAAGCUUUCCAAGUUUAUUACUACGUUGGUUUAAGGAAGAUAACAGUAGGUGGGCGCCGCGUUAAGGUUCCCCGCAAGUUUCUCUCGCCUGGAAAUAAUGGUAAUGGUGGCACCAUCGUGGAUUCUGGUUCGACUUUCACGUUCAUGGCUCGUGAGAUAUUCGAGCCCCUAGCUGUAGAAUUUGUGAAGCAAGUUAAGAACUACAGUAGAGCUCGUGAUGUUGAGGUAUUAACAGGGUUGAGGCCUUGUUUCGAUGUGAAGGAUAUGGGGAAACCGGUGGAGUUACCCGAGUUGAGGUUGCAUUUUAAAGGCGGCGCUGAGAUAGCACUGCCGCUGGAGAAUUAUUUCGCGGUGGUUGGAGAAGGGGUGGCGUGCUUGACGGUGGUGACAGAUGGCGAUGUCGGUGGAGGAAAGGCUGUAGUGGGGCAUAGCGGACCAGCUAUAGUAUUGGGGAGUUUUCAGAUGCAGAAUUAUUACGUGGAAUAUGAUUUGAGGAACCAAAGAUUAGGGUUAAAACCACAGUUAUGUAUAUAGGAAAACAAAUCAUCUAUAUGUUCCAUAUUUGAUCUUAAAAUGUAUUUUCUUUUUCCUUUUUUCAAUUUUUGGGAAUGGCGGUGGUGGGAAGUAAGACUAAGAGAAUAAUUGUUUGUUUCUUGGGAAAAUGGGGGAAGAAAAUUAGAGUUGGGGAAUAUUUUACAUUUCAACUAUGUUCUUUUGUCCUUUUUUGCUUAUCUUCAUAUCAUGAUAAUGUUGAGAGUGUAGGAUACAUGAUAGCUAAUUAUUGUAAGUGCUUCAUUUUUAAAUAAAGGCACUUUGAUGUUGAAAUGAUAAAA